AUGAUUCAUGCGGUGCUCAUCUUCAACACGUCUGGCGUACCCCGUCUGACAAAGUUCUACUCCCCGAUUCAUCAGUCGCAGCAGACCCUCAUCGAGAAAAUCUACGCGCUUGUGUCCGGGCGGCCGGCGGGUUUGUGCAACUUCCUCGAUGCACCCGAGCUCGAGGCGUUUCUGAAGCCUAAGGACGGCGACGGCGAGAGGCUGCGUGUCGUUUAUCGAAACUAUGCAACGCUCUACUUCGUCUUCGUGGUCGAUAGUGCGGAGAGCGAGCUCGGGAUAUUGGAUCUUAUUCAAGUCUUCGUCGAAUCCCUGGAUAGCGCAUUCGAGAACGUUUGUGAGCUAGACCUUGUGUUUCACUUCGAUGAGGCACAUCACAUCCUCGCUGAAAUCAUCCAAGGUGGUCUCGUCCUCGAGACGAAUGUUCAUGAGAUCGACCGUGCCGUACAAGACGCCGCGAAAGCACGGAAAGAAUCAUUCGCAUCUGCCAACCCCCUGUAUCUAGGUGGCGGUGGGGCUGUUGGUUCUCGGAGCGCCGGGCUGCAAACACCCUUGGGAUGGUUGGCAGGCAGGCUCACAGGGGUUGGUGCGAGAUAG
Messenger RNA from Dichomitus squalens LYAD-421 SS1, 594 nucleotides. RefSeq names its product Adaptor protein complex sigma subunit. Gene Ontology annotation, biological process: Golgi to vacuole transport; intracellular protein transport. Gene Ontology annotation, cellular component: AP-3 adaptor complex; intracellular membrane-bounded organelle; membrane coat. The record is from RefSeq and is a predicted model, not a curated record. Lineage: Eukaryota; Fungi; Basidiomycota; Agaricomycetes; Polyporales; Polyporaceae. Bases 1 to 594 code for a protein of 197 amino acids. The transcript has 5 exons.